AUGUCUCUGCAGUCGGCUGAGUCAAUGGGUGCUACAAGCAGGGUCCAAGUGGCAUCUUCGAUUCCAAGGCAAGCGCCAAAAAAAGCAAAGUCUGUGUCGUUUUGGACUGACAGAAGUAGAGUGCAGGGUCCUCUGUUGAACGGUAGCACGUCCAAGGUAGUUAGACGUCGAAAAAAGUCGGCUGGAAGCCGGUCUGAGCGCCACCUGUCAGGCGAGCAUCAGGCGAUGGCCAAGAGGAAAAGAGGCCACGGUACGGCAGAGUGCGAACAGGCGAGAGCCGAAGGAAGCGGCGUUGACAGACAGGCUGAAUCAAGUGAGACUGGUGCCGCUGAUACCUGUCGAUUCUCACCGACCGGAAGACGUUGGUUUUGUCUGUGUUCCGUCACCGCCGACCGCAUCCCGUUCAUGCAAGCCACUCGUCUUGUCACCCGUUCGGACCCCUCUGCAUCCUGCGGCAUGGCGUUGACCGCGUAA
Molecule: messenger RNA, 474 nt
Organism: Cordyceps militaris CM01
Lineage: Eukaryota; Fungi; Ascomycota; Sordariomycetes; Hypocreales; Cordycipitaceae
Exons: 3
Coding region: 1-474 (157 amino acids)
Source: RefSeq, a predicted model, not a curated record